AAAAGCUAAAAGUGGCGCAUUCUGUGUCGUUACGUCUGAAAAUCCUGAGAGACAGCAGAGUCAUGGACACCAGGACCGCGCGGGAGUCACAGAAUGUGCCUGCGGGCGCGAGCGCCGAGGUGACAGGAGGCCUCCGCGACAGGACCGCUGCCCUCCUUGAUCUGCGCACGAGACGCCGCGAGGAGGAACAGCUUCACGCGCAGCAGCAGCAGCGCGAAAAGGUGUUGGAGAGUUUGCAACACCGCAGAGACGAGUUACACAAGAAGCUUAAAGAAAUAAAGGAGUUACACUCAGGCUUUGACAUGUUUCUCAAGGUUGAAGACGCCAAUCAGGCUGCUGAGAAAGAGAGGGUGAGGAAGGAGGUGCUGCAAAGGGAGGCAGAGAGGCUGAAGGAGGAGUACGCUGAGCUGAUGGAGAGGAAACAGGGGCUGCAGCAUCAAGUGCACAAACACACUGUGUAUAUGGACUUCAUGGAGCGGGUGGUCAAGCUGACUAAGUUUGAAGAUGUGCAACCCCUCAUGGAUCAUUUAGAGAGUCUUCUCCACUUCAGAGACCAGCUCUAUCAGAAGGCGAGUCAAGCGCAGGAGCAAGUUGACCAGCAGAGGAAAGCCCUGCCGAGGCUGGAGGACCAGUAUCACUUGCUGCGGCUGCACAAGACCAACCAGCUGUCCCAACUACAGACCGAGCUGCAGGGGAUGUUCACUGAAGCUCUGAAAUGGGAAGGGAAGUGGAACCACAUUCAGGAAACAGCAGCAAAGAAAACACUCCUACUGGGACAGAUUAAGAUGGCGACCCUCAGCCUCUAUGAAAUGACAGAAGACAAGGCAGAGGGAGAGGAAGGUGUGGAUAUGAAUGACACGGAGAAACAGCUGGACAAGGUCAAGAUGUUCAUCCAGGACCACGAUGAUGUACUGAAAGAGCAUCGAAUUCCCUUGCACAAACACAACGAUGGACAGGAAAGAAAAGAAGAGAGAAGAGAUGAGGCAAAGAAGCGCAUCGCAGCUCACUGUAAAAAAGAUUAAAGUUUGCAGACUGCUUUAAAACUGUAAGUGUAAAACUCUGUGAGUUAACAGAACUUUAAACUUGAAGCCAAUCAAUCUCGUAAAACAUUGUCUAUCUACUGACAACGAUUUAGUCUCCGGGGGCAACGGCCAUUGUUGUGGUGCUUCUGAUUCAGGCAACAGAUAUCCGGAUAACAGAGAACGGAUAUCAACAGUUUGGCUAAUCUCUGUAGUCAGAUAUCUGCAUAUGAACGCAGAUAGAUUUAAGAUAAGAUCAUAAAGAGCUAAAUUGUCAUCAGCUGAUAGUCGAUGGGUUCUGAGAUUGCUUUCCAGCCAACGUGUUUUGCCUCUUUUGCUGUCCUUACACAUUGUUCACCUUCAUGCAACCAAAGCCAGCUCAACCAUGAUUGGUCAGUAGUGCUUGGACUACAACCGUCUUGUCCCUUGCCUGCAGAUUCUGCAUUCAUAUUCAGAAAUCUGUUUAUAGAGAUGAAACACAAUGAAGUUCAAUAAACUUAAAAUACUGAGUGCAACCAACAACUGAUGAAUCAUUUGGACAAGGAUUCCUUGUUGGAGCUACUUUGUGCUUAAAGUAUAUUAACUCUAGGCUAGUGUGUAAAAGCAGCCAUUCUUGUUCCAGAAAUGGGCAUUCAUGGUUUGAGUUGGUUUAUUUUGAUUUAGAAAAAGACACAUUUGAAUAACCUAUGUUACAUAGAAAUCUCCUAAAUGUACUGUAAUGGAAAACGUACUGCACUGAAACCAGAGUAAGAGUUAAGGGAGAGGAGGGAGGUCUGCUAAUUACCAACCAAUGUUGCUUAGUGAGUUUAGCGAGUGAUCAGUGGGACAUUCACAGCUCCCGAUUGUGAUUAUCAGGGCUUGAUAAUAUGAUCUGAAAUGGUUUUGAUAGUGCGAAUUUUCAGUUGAGUCGUAGCAAUAUCACAUACCUUCUACAGCUGGUGCUUUAAUCCCAGCCUCCUCCUGUUUGCAUGACUGUCAAAUGAAUGUCGUAUAAUGUAGAUAAUUGAUCAUUCAGAACACAAGGUCCUGCACUGCCACCCGGUGGCCAUUUAAAGAAAAUAGCAACUGUUAAACCAAAUGAAUUAUUGCAUCUGUUACCUUAUUUUGGCUCAUCUGACCUGUUUUCAGUUUAAAGACAAACAUUUUUGAGGCUGUCCAUUAAAAUGUUUCAUUAACUUCUGCUGUUUCAUGUUUUAUGAUUAGUUUGAUAUUGU
Molecule: messenger RNA, 2233 nt
Organism: Chelmon rostratus (copperband butterflyfish)
Lineage: Eukaryota; Metazoa; Chordata; Actinopteri; Chaetodontiformes; Chaetodontidae
Gene: cfap73
Product: cilia and flagella associated protein 73
Exons: 7
Coding region: 63-1022 (319 amino acids)
Source: RefSeq, a predicted model, not a curated record